CACACACUGUAUAUGUAGGAUGAUCCUUUUUCCUCUUACCACCUCUCUCUCUCUCAUGCCUCUUCCAACUCAACUCGAACUCACAUCCAGUCACCGCUCCGAAAUCGGGCCCGACCCAAGCCCAUCUCGUCGCCCGGCCACUCACAGCCCGCACAUCCACAACGCAGCUCACUCCGCACAAUGCCAUUCGACGAGCGCCGCAGCCGAACAGCACUCGGUACCAGCAUCGGCAUCGCGAAAAAUCCCCGGUAUCGAUAGAUGGAUGCUCGAACGGCGUAUUUUCUGCUUACUUACAUUUCACCUACCGACUCUGUAAUCGGC
Messenger RNA from Trichoderma asperellum CBS 433.97, 321 nucleotides. Lineage: Eukaryota; Fungi; Ascomycota; Sordariomycetes; Hypocreales; Hypocreaceae. The record is from RefSeq and is a predicted model, not a curated record.